Sipha flava (yellow sugarcane aphid) is the source of this 935-nucleotide messenger RNA. RefSeq names its product cuticle protein 7-like. The transcript has 2 exons. Lineage: Eukaryota; Metazoa; Arthropoda; Insecta; Hemiptera; Aphididae. Bases 236 to 697 code for a protein of 153 amino acids. Gene Ontology annotation, cellular component: extracellular matrix. The record is from RefSeq and is a predicted model, not a curated record.
CUGUCACAAACUGGAAAUAUACCUGUUUACUGGAAUCGCGCACAACUGUCACAAACAUGAUCACCCAUUACGCCGCGCGAGUUAUACUUCUGUAUAAAAGCGUCGCGUCGCUACGGUUUGUCAUAUUCAGUCAUCAGCCGUGAUCGCAAAGUCUUUAGACAACUACAAUUCUGUCGUGUGCAGUUCGUACAGUUUGAUUUUUUUCCCAAGUCUCGUGCAACCAAAAACCAAUACCAUGUUCGCCAAAGUAGCAGUGUGCUUCGCCUGCGUGGCCGUCUUCGCUGCGCAAGCUCAAUACUAUCCUGCGGCCGCGGUGGUGCCCGCGUACCCGGCCGCUGCCGCUUACGAUACCGUCAACCCGAACCCUUCGUACUCGUACAAGUACGGUGUGGCUGACCCGUCCACCGGCGACUACAAGACGGCCGAAGAGAGCCUGUCCAACGGCGUGGUCCAGGGACAGUACAGCCUGGCCGAACCGGACGGUUCCGUCAGGACCGUGACGUACACCGCCGACGACGUAAACGGUUUCGUGGCCCAGGUCAGCAAGGGUGCAAAGGUUAUUGCCGCACCGGCCGCUCCCGUGUACCCAGCCGCUCCAGUGUACGCCGCCCCGGCUGCUCCCGUGUACCCGGCCGCUCCGGUGUACACAGCAGCCCCAGCCAUCUCCUACCCUUACCCGUACAAACGUCAAGCGUGAGUUUGAACACGUCUAAGGAGUUCAUCACUAUCUCUAUCAUGCUGCAUCAUUAAGUUUAACCAAUAAUAUUAUGUAACAACGUCGAUGCAGUUCUUCCAUUAUCGCGUCAUCCACUUCUUGUCCCUCUCUCUCUUUUUUUUUUUUUUACUAUUUCAUAUUAUAUAUUAUUACGUAAUAGUUUUUAUAUAUUUUAUACUUAGUUUCCUAUGUUAUAAUAAACGUUGUGCUUGUAUAUCAA